Messenger RNA from Saccostrea cuccullata (small rock oyster), 1906 nucleotides. Its product is annotated as solute carrier family 49 member 4-like. Lineage: Eukaryota; Metazoa; Mollusca; Bivalvia; Ostreida; Ostreidae. Gene Ontology annotation, cellular component: membrane; intracellular membrane-bounded organelle. The record is from RefSeq and is a predicted model, not a curated record. The transcript has 7 exons. The coding region runs from base 1 to 888 and encodes 295 amino acids.
AUGCAGUUAAUGACAAAUAUAACUUUACUCCUGGUUCUUGCAUUCAUUUACGGAGAAUACUUAGAGUCUCAUUUCGAAUUUGUUGGCCAUGUCCCCACUCCAGUCGAUGCUGAUUCUUGGACACUGACUUGCUACCAGUACGACAGAAACAGAACAAGUACUAUUGAGGGAGGCGAUGGGCCGUGUCGGCGCUACAAAUUGGUACAUAUUCCUUAUAUUUAUUAUCUUCACAGAAACAGAGCAGUGUGGUUAAUAGGACUGGCUUAUGCUUUACCAGCAGGGGUAUAUGGGGUAUGGGGAGCAGUCAUUGAUGUUAUACUGAAACCUGUAGGAAUUGAACAGACUGAGGUUGGAUGGAUUGGGUUUUACUCUAUAAUGGCAGGUUGUGUCUCAGGUCUAGCCAUUGGAAGAUUUUCAGAUGUGUUUAUGCGGCAUAUGAAGCUCUUCCUCUUGAUAAUGUUUGGUGUAGCUGGAGGAUCUUUUGUGUGGUUUACCCUAAUGUGUGUCAAGGUUAUACCUCUCUCCACAGUACAAGUGUACAUCUCCAACAUUAUGGGAGGGAUGUUUCUGAAUGGUGCUAUCCCCCUGUUUUAUGAACUGGGGGCAGAAUCUGCUUUCCCUGUAUCGGAGGGAGUGGUUGGGGGUUUUCUGACAUGGCUCAACAACAUGUUUGGAAUUCUUUUCUUGUUCAUGCUACAAAUACCUGGUAUAGGCACAGAUUGGAUGAACUGGACUUUGGUGGGCAGUGUAGCUAUAGGAUUGGCCUUCCUAUUUGUCUUCCCAGAGCGAUACACCAGAACUGAUAUAGACAUCUGUGUAGACAAAACAGAAACUGAUCACCCCGAAACCACGAUAAUAGUCAGACAAACUGUGUAUGAAAAUAUAUAAGAGUAAAUUUUAGGUGUUUGAGAGAGCAUUUGCCUCGGAAGAUUUUUAUAAAGUUAAAAAUCUAAAGCCGUUUUAAGAUUUUUAAUGAUUUUUAAUUCUGUUGUUGAAACGUUGCUGGGACUUUUUGGUCUUAUUAUAAGGUCAGUAUCUGCAUGUGUCAUGUUGAUAUUAUCAGCUCACCUGAGCUGAAGGCUCAAGUGAGCUUUUCAGAUCACAUUUUGUCCGUCGUCUGUCUGUCCGUCUGUCCGUCUGUAAACUUUUCACAUUUUCGACUUCUUCUCAAGAACUACUGGGCCAAUUUUGACCAAACUUGGUACAAAGCAUCCUUCGGUGAAGGGAAAUUCAAAUUGUUAAAAUAAAGGGCCAAGUCCCCUCACAAGGGGAGAUAAUCAAGAAAAGUCAAAAAUAGGGUUGGGUCAUUAAAAAAUCUUCUUCUCAAGAACCACUGGGCCAGAAAAGCUGAAACUUAUGUGGAAGCAUCCUGGGGUAGUGUAGAUUCUAAAUUGUUCAAAUCAUGACCCCCGGGGGAAGGGUGGGGCCACAAUGGGUAAUCAAAGUUUUACAUAGAAAUAUAUAGGAAAAAUCUUUGAAAAUCUUCUCAAGAACCACUGGGCCAGAAAAGCUGAAACUUAUGUGCACAUGGAAGGAUCCUGGGGUAGUGUAGAUUUCAAAAUGUCUAAAUUAUGAUCAGUGGGGUAGGGUGAGGAUGCAUUAUGUAUUACAAGGGGGAAAUCUGGUAAAGAACAGAAUGGUCAAAGCUUCUCAGGUGAGCGAUGUGGCCCAUGGGCCUCUUGUAUAUAUUUGAUCUCAUCUUCUCAAAUAUGUAUGUCCAGUUGAUUAAGCAUCGAAUCUACAUGUAUUCAUUCUAAGAAAAAUAAGAUAACCAUUGAUCAUUGAUAAUAUGACUUAUAAUUGAAUUUUUUAUUUAAAAAGUAUAUUUUCCAAUUAAAAAGUGGACGAGUUUAUAUUGUUAAAACAUACAAUUUCGACAGUUUUCGAAAUUCUUUUUUUUUUUAAU